CCGCCCCCUCCGCGGGAUUAAGUUGGUCCAAGGGAAGGCAACUACUGCUGCUGACUCCAGGGAGGCCGGUGAUUUCUAAGCGGUGCUACGCAGAAAAGAUCUAGAACGACCCAGAACCCCGCGAAUAGGGCUCCGGCAUGAAGCUCCGCGUCCGGGUCAGGGGGCAGACGAGCCGCCUGGAGCUGGAGGAAGAGACCCCGACGCUCGGAGACCUGCGGAGGAAGCUGUCCGCGUCCCUCCUGCCCGCUCUGGGGUUCAGCGAUGAAAACGCGUUUAGCAUCACACUGAACGGCAAGGAUGCCCUGACCGCCGACCGAGACAGCCUGGAGUCCUGCGGCAUCAUAUCGGGAGACCUGAUCGUUGUGUUGCUCCCAGAUUCUCAUCCCCCCGAUGCCUCUUUACCCACCCAGGACCUGCGCGGCUCGGCUAUUGUCCCCGUUCAGCCCAACAUCGUCUCUAACCAGGAGUGCCAAGAGGCCGCUCGGGCCCCAGACACACCGGAAGUCGGGGUGAACUGCCCGGCGGCGGAGCCUGAGGACGGACCCCGCGAAGAUGUGGCUAUGGAAGAAGAAGAAGGGGCCGGCAGUCCCUGGGAACCGAUGCUGUGCAGCGAGGCUGUGGACGGCAAAAUACCCCAUUCCCUGGAGAAGCUGUACCUCGGGGCAGAAUGCGGCAGCGCCAGCGAUGCCUUGAUGGUUGUCGUCCACCUGCUGAUGCUGGAGACUGGGUAUCUCCCGCUGGGCACAGAUAACAAGGGCACGUCUCUGCCCGAGCAGUGGCGCAGUCCAGGAGUUUAUAAGCUGCAUUACUGCCACCCCCUGUGUGACGAAGGCUCCGUGACCCUCGCUUGUGUGCCCAUGGGCAAGCUCAUUGUCAUCAAUGGCACCCUGAAGAUUAACAAUGAAAUGAAAAGUGUGAAGAGACUGCAGAUUUCAACCGACUUCUACAUUUCUUUCCCAGGACAAGAUAAUGACGUGGCCUCGGUGUUUAAAGACCUACAGAAGUUAUCGCGUUUGUUUAAGGACCAGCUGGUGUACCCCCUUCUCGCCGCCGCUCGGCAGGUUUUGAAUCUACCCGACGUCUUUGGGCUGGUGGUUCUUCCGCUGGAGCUGAAGCUGCGGAUCUUCCGGCUCCUGGACGUCCGAUCUCUCCUUUCCUUAUCUUCCUGCUGCCGGGAUUUAUGCGGCAGCGUCGAAGAUCCCUGGCUGUGGCGGUUCCUGUACAUGCGCGAUUUCCGGGAUCCAAUCCCCAGGAGUCAAGACACCAACUGGAAAGAGCUCUACAAGAAGAAGCACAAACAGAAAAUGGAGACUUUGCGAUGGAGGCACAUGAUCUUCGUUCCUCCACCAACCCAUCCCCUCCCGUUCCACCCAAGCCCUUACUACCCCACUCCUUUUCCCCCCAGCCCUAUCUUCCCCCCGGGCAUCAUCGGUGGGGAGUAUGACCAGCGGCCCAUCCUUCCCAUUAUUGGGGAUCCUCUUGCUUCGCUGAUUCCUGGAACAGGACCAACCAGCGGACGCUACCCUCCUCUCAGGCCUCAUUUUGACCCCAUUGGACCCCUAUCGGAGACUGUUCCAACGCUGCCGGGACGCAUCGGCCCCCGACCCAGCAGAGCAAGAGGGCUCGACAUCCGAAGGGGCUUUAUUUGAACGUUAAGGGGGUACGAUAACAUCAGACGUCAGUAACAGGAGGAUGGCACAUGCUUUUCUGUAGAACCUUCUGUGUUUUUUCAUAUAGGUCCUACGGCAGUCCUCUUAGAUGAAUCCAUGCAGUCACCUUAUUGCCUUCGACUACUUAGCUGCCUUUCCGUCUAAAAACGACUAAUAUUAAACUUUGGCAACUAGAAGGAA
Spea bombifrons (plains spadefoot toad) is the source of this 1850-nucleotide messenger RNA. RefSeq names its product F-box protein 7 (gene FBXO7). The record is from RefSeq and is a predicted model, not a curated record. The transcript is spliced from 11 exons. Gene Ontology annotation, molecular function: protein kinase binding. NCBI's taxonomy places the organism in Eukaryota, Metazoa, Chordata, Amphibia, Anura, Pelobatidae. Gene Ontology annotation, biological process: autophagy of mitochondrion; positive regulation of autophagy of mitochondrion. The coding region runs from base 138 to 1649 and encodes 503 amino acids.